Molecule: messenger RNA, 1293 nt
Organism: Nanorana parkeri
Lineage: Eukaryota; Metazoa; Chordata; Amphibia; Anura; Dicroglossidae
Gene: KCNK6
Product: potassium two pore domain channel subfamily K member 6
Exons: 4
Coding region: 358-1293 (311 amino acids)
Biological process (GO): potassium ion transmembrane transport; stabilization of membrane potential
Cellular component (GO): membrane
Molecular function (GO): potassium ion leak channel activity
Source: RefSeq, a predicted model, not a curated record
UAAUUUGUGUCUCUCCUCCUACAUGGCUGCCACCCUCUCCUCCCUCACUGCAGCCUCAGGAAGUUCUGACUUUUCCCCUCAGCUAGAAGUUUUUGUUCAGAGGUGGAGAGGGCAGCAGUGAAAGAAGAGCAGAGGCAAACCCAACUGGAGGGACAGGCUGGCUGAGUUAGGAACUGGCUGAGGGGCAGACAACAAUAGGGUCCAGGACACCAGAUAUGAGACUUUAAUGUAAAUGCGGAGACAAAGGGAGAUCAAACGUGAAUGAGAGUCGUGUAUAUGAGGCAUAAGAACAGUUAGCGAGGGAACAGAUAUCAGUCACAUUUCAAGAAGAAGAAGCUGAGACUGAACAGAACUGUCAUGAAGUCCUGGUUAGUGCUUACGCUGCUUAUCGGAAGUUAUCUGAUCUACCUUCUUCUGGGAGCAUGGGUUGUCUCCAGCAUUGAGGCCCCAUAUGAAGGAAACCUACGAAAAGAGCUGCAGAGGCUGAAACAGCUAUUCUUGAAUGAGAGUCGGUGUGUCAAUGAGAGUAGUUUGGAGGCCUUCCUUGAGAAGGUGAUCAGCGCCAACAAAUUUGGAGUUUCUAUCUUAUACAACAACUCCAAUGAGAGCAAGUGGGAUCUGGCAUCUUCCCUGUUUUUUGCCAGCACCUUGGUGACUACUGUUGGUUAUGGUUAUACCACACCCCUGACGGACUCUGGGAAAGCUUUCUGUAUCUUCUAUGCUCUUGUUGGCGUCCCUUUCACCAUGCUGGUCCUCAGUGCUGCCGUCCAGCGCCUCAUGGCCACCUUCACCUACAGGCCCAUCCAUUACUUUCAGCUUCAAAAAGGCUUUGACCGGAAGAAAGUGACCAUGGUUCACUUCAUCGUUAUAAGUGUGUCGGUGGGGAUUCUGUUUCUUUUUGUUCCUGCCACCAUAUUCAAUGUCAUAGAAAGUUCCUGGAGUUUCCUGGAUGCCUUCUACUUCUGUUUUAUAUCCUUGUGCACUAUCGGUCUUGGAGACUACGUCCCGGGGGAGCAGAAGUAUCAGUGGUUGAGACAACUCUACAAAGUGUCUGUAAAAAUGUAUAUCUACCUCUUUCUUGGUCUUAUGGCCAUGCUGCUCGUCCUUCAGACCUUCCACAAAGCGGCGGAUCUCCAUGGACUCACUGACCUCUUCUACCUCCCUCACCUCCAUGACCAGGAAGACCAGGAGCCCAUUCUGGAGACCCAGGACUCUACCACUGCCAAGGAGCCUGAGCCUAAGAAACCGUUUAAUACAACAACUCAAAUUGGUUACUCCUCCAUCAAUCGAUAA